Lucilia sericata (common green bottle fly) is the source of this 2837-nucleotide messenger RNA. It is a transcript of the gene Dh44-R2, whose product is annotated as diuretic hormone receptor. The transcript is spliced from 14 exons. The coding region runs from base 700 to 2214 and encodes 504 amino acids. Gene Ontology annotation, biological process: adenylate cyclase-modulating G protein-coupled receptor signaling pathway; cell surface receptor signaling pathway. Gene Ontology annotation, cellular component: plasma membrane. The record is from RefSeq and is a predicted model, not a curated record. Gene Ontology annotation, molecular function: diuretic hormone receptor activity; G protein-coupled peptide receptor activity; peptide hormone binding. Lineage: Eukaryota; Metazoa; Arthropoda; Insecta; Diptera; Calliphoridae.
GAUGUGUGUCGAAUACUCGCCGGGAACAAUACAAAUUGCGGACGCAAAGAAAUAAGUUUUUGAGUUGAUUAACGGUAAAAAGAAAUUACAAUCAUUAAUAACAAAGGUUUUCAGUGGAAGCAACAAGUUUGUGUCAUGGUAUUUUUGUUGUUGUUGUUAAAUAACGUAAAACCAAUUUAAAAUCAAUAAAGCAUUAAUAAGAAAAAUCUAUUAAAUAAAUAAACUAAAUAAAAAAAAUAAUUAAACAGAUGUUAUUGGAAGACCACACGUGGCUAGGAGGAAGAUUAAUAUAUUAAACAUCGAUUUGUAAUGGAUUUUUUAUUGUAAUAAUAAAUAAAACGAAAGUCCACCAACCAACAAAAAAAAAUAAUAAUUUAAUUAUAAUAAAAACAGUGACAACAACAACAACAGCAUCAUCAACAUAAUUAACCACAACUACUGGAACAAAGGAGUCAACCGAGUAACAAUCUGUUAAAAUUGAAUUUAAUUCAAGGUAAAAUUUCAAACCAAAUAAAAUCUGACAUUUUCUGUUUGCUUUGUUGCAUGCCACCAACAUACAAAUUCCACAAAAGUCGUGGUUGAAGUGUAUAGAAAGACACAUUUUUACACUCUAGACUAGAAAAAGAAGAAGAAGAAAAAAAAAUACAACGACAUUGAUAGCAACACAGCAACAACAGCAGCAGCAACAAUAACAAAAUUAUGGAUGCACCCGAUUUGCGUGCAUUAGUUGACAGUUUUACGGAUGGCAGAGUCACCGAUCUGUCCGAUGCAUUUGCAAACUUUUCAACGGAAAUGUUACAGCAGGCGAAUGCUCUAUUGGCGGCAACAGCAACAUCCACUAAUGGUCUCCUUGACACUGACACCAAUACGGAUGCAAUAAUACAUUUGGAGGAUAUUGAAGUGGCGGCAGCGUUGGCGCUAAGUAACACAGAUACUCUGGUUAAUCGAACCCUCGAAAUGCAGUGUUUGCGACAACAGCAACAGGAUGAACGUACUGCCGCCAAUUCCUUAACCAGCCCUGCGAAUUUCAUAUCCUGCCCUGUAUCAUUUGAUUCGGUACUCUGUUGGCCACGUACACCUGCCGGCACUUGGGCCAUAUUGCCUUGUUUUGAGGAAUUCAAAGGUGUUCAUUAUGAUAGUACACAAAAUGCAACACGUUUCUGUUUUCCCAAUGGCACAUGGAAUAAUUACUCCAACUAUGAUAAAUGUCAUCAUGCCGUUGAAAUGCCAGCUGUACCAGAUUUUGCACCCGGCAUUGAGUUGCCCGCUUACAUCUACUGUUGCGGUUAUUUUAUAAGUUUUGCUGCUUUAGUUUUAGCUUUAAUUGUCUUUUUAUGUUUUAAAGACUUGAAAUGCCUUCGUAAUACAAUUCAUGCGAAUCUAUUUUUAACUUAUAUACUCUCAGCAUUAUUAUGGAUAUUGACAUUAUUUUUACAAGUGAUGACAGAUCAUGCUAGUCCGGCUGGUUGUAUAACAUUGGUCAUGAUGUUUCAUUAUUUUAAUUUAACGAAUUUCUUUUGGAUGUUUGUUGAAGGUCUCUAUUUGUAUACUUUGGUAGUACAAACAUUUUCUAGUGAUAAUUUAGGAUUUCUACAAUACGCUUUAAUUGGCUGGGGUUGUCCGGCUAUUAUAAUUUUUGCCUGGUCUAUUGCCAAAGUUUAUGCGCCACCGUUGGAUAGUGGUAGUUUUAAUGGGUUGGAUAUAGAAUGUUCCUGGAUGCGUGAAUCUCAUAUUGAUUGGAUAUUUCAAGGACCUGCCUCUUUAGUUUUAACACUUAAUUUAAUAUUUCUUAUACGUAUAAUGUGGGUGCUUAUAACAAAAUUACGUUCGGCCAAUACCUUGGAGACAAGACAAUAUCAUAAAGCUUCGAAAGCAUUAAUGGUAUUAAUACCAUUGUUUGGCAUUACAUACCUAUUGGUAUUGGUUGGACCGGAACAGGGCAUUAGUCGUAAUUUAUUUGAAAUUACAAGAGCCUUUUUAAUAAGUACCCAAGGCUUCUUUGUCUCCUUAUUCUUCUGUUUCCUCAACUCGGAGGUACGUCAAACACUGCGUCAUCGUUUUGUUAGAUGGCGUGACAAUCGCAACCUGAGACGUGGCAGUUCUAAUAGGAAUCGCAGACAUCGUUUAUCCAAAGACUAUUCACAAAGAUCAAGAACUGAAAGUUUACGAUUAACUUCUACAACAAGUCCUAUAACAACUGUACAUUUUGAAUAAAUGUGAUUUUGAUUUGCCUUUGUUAAAUAUUGAAAUUUAAGUAUAAAUAUAAAAAUUUAAAAAAAAAUUUGUUUGUGUAAACGAAGAACGAAUAAAUAUUUAGAAACUAAUCUCUUUUUUGUAUUAUAAAACAAAGAAAUAUUCAUAAAUUAUAAAGUUUUGAAAUUAACUAAAAAGGUUAACAGUUUUUAGCUUAAGUACCUUAGUAAAACUGUAAAUUGACGAAAAAAUUGUGAUUUUGCUUGCCCACCAAAGAGUCUCAUGGCGUAUGAGUGAUAUUUGUGAAAUCACUAGAACAUGUGUAACACUCAUACGCCUUGCUGUUGAUAAAAACAAUGUUUUGUAUGUAGUUAAUAUUUUUAAAUGAAUAAACUUGUAAAUUUUAUAAAAACAUACAAAAUUGUAUUUAAUUUUGUAUUUGUUUAACAAAAACAAUUUUUUGUAAAAAAAAAAAAUAAGUAAUAAACUAUUUAAUUUAAACGUUUUUUUAGCAUGUUUAUAAAAUUUUGUAUGUAUUUUCUUAAAGUAUUUUUGUAAAUGUAUCUAAACUAUUAUUAAACAUAUAUUUAAUUUUAUUUAAAAAAAUAAUAAAUUUCAGUUGAUAAUGUCUUUUACCACAUACU